CAGGCCGUUUGUGUGCAAUGCCCCCGGCUGCGGACAGGCUCGGCUUUUCUCGUAGCCCUGAAACAAUAGUGCAGCGGAGAGGACGGGGUGAGCCUGGUGCGGGGCAUCUUCCGAGAGGAUAAACCACCAAACCUCUCGGAUGAGACCCAAUUUAACCUCCCGUCCCCUCCGCCCUUGAGAAUUCGCUUUGGCAAUGAGGGUGAGGGGCUUGGAUUGGAGGUGAGGGACCGGUUUUCUGGAGCAGAGUCUGCUGCUGCUGGCGUCCCGUUUUCCCAGCGCAACUUUUUCUUAACGCUCUUCCCGGGAGGUUUACAAACGAGGACCACCUGGCGGUUCAUAAACACAAGCAUGAGAUGACAUUGAAAUUCGGCCCCGCUCGCACCGACUCGGUCAUCAUCGCAGAUCAGACUCCGACCCCGACUCGCUUCUUGAAGAACUGCGAGGAAGUGGGACUCUUCAAUGAACUGGCCAGUUCCUUCGAGCACGAGUUCAAGAAAGCCGCCGAGGAUGACGAGAAAAAGAGCGCCGGAGCCCUGGACAUGUCCCUGCCCUCCACCCCGGACAUCAAGAUAAAGGAGGAAGAGCCGGUGGAGGUGGAUUCUUCUCCUCCGGACAGCCCUGCCUCUGCCCCGCGGUCACCGCAGAGCAAGGAGAAGGAGAUCGCCUCCAAGCCUGUCAUCAUUUCUACACCUACUCCAACCAUCGUGCGUCCGGGCUCGCUGCCGCUGCACCUGGGUUACGACCCGCUCCACCCCACGCUGCCGUCCCCCACCUCUGUCAUUACCCAGGCCCCCCCCUCCAACAGACAGCUCGGGUCUCCCACGGGUUCCCUCCCGCUUGUCGUGCAGCUUGCGAACGGACAGACCAUGCCCGUCCUCCCAGGCCCUCCCGUACAGAUGCCUUCUGUUAUAUCGCUGGCCCGGCCCAUGUCCAUGGUGCCCAACAUUCCCGGUAUUCCUGGGCCACCCAUCAACAGCAGCGGGUCCAUUUCGCCAUCAGGACUCCCGGUGCACUCAGAAGCCAAAAUGAGGCUGAAGGCCAGCUUGACGGCGUCUUCCUCGCUGAACGGCAGCAACCUGGUGGUGGGCUCGGCCAGCACGAUGGUGACCGCGCGUCCGGAGCAGAGCCAGAUACUUGUCCAGCACCCCGACGCCCCUUCCCCGGCUCAGCCACAGGUGUCCCCCGCCCAGCCCACCCCCAGCACCGGCGGGCGACGGCGACGCACGGUUGACGAAGACCCGGACGAGCGCCGGCAGCGGUUCCUGGAGCGAAACCGGGCUGCGGCCUCCCGCUGCCGUCAGAAACGCAAGCUCUGGGUGUCUUCCUUGGAGAAGAAGGCCGAGGAGCUCACCACCCAGAACAUCCAGCUGAGCAACGAAGUCACGCUACUGAGGAACGAAGUCGCUCAGCUCAAGCAGCUCCUGCUGGCUCACAAGGACUGUCCCGUCACUGCACUACAGAAGAAAACACAGGGCUAUCUCGAGAGCCCGAAGGAGAGCUCCGAGCCCAGCGGCUCCCCGGCUCCCGUCAUCCAGCACAGCUCCGUCACCGCUUCCCCCAACGGCCUCAGCGUCCGCUCGGCGGCCGAGGCGGUGGCCACCUCGGUGCUGACCCAGAUGGCCAGCCAAAGGACAGAACUCGGCCUGCCCGUCCCCUCCCACGUCAUCAUGGCCCCACAGUCGCAGUCUGCUGGCAGAUGAUGUCCCCGCCGGGGGCGAGUGACACGGAGCUCACCGCAGCCGCACAGACUGGCCACAGCCGAGUCCCCCCGACGAGGAUUUUUAUUUCUUAUUUCUUUUUUUUUUUUUC
Molecule: messenger RNA, 1809 nt
Organism: Chroicocephalus ridibundus (black-headed gull)
Lineage: Eukaryota; Metazoa; Chordata; Aves; Charadriiformes; Laridae
Product: cyclic AMP-dependent transcription factor ATF-7
Exons: 12
Coding region: 354-1700 (448 amino acids)
Biological process (GO): regulation of transcription by RNA polymerase II
Molecular function (GO): DNA-binding transcription factor activity, RNA polymerase II-specific; cAMP response element binding
Source: RefSeq, a predicted model, not a curated record